Messenger RNA from Dentiscutata erythropus, 156 nucleotides. The record is from the annotation of a GenBank genome assembly. NCBI's taxonomy places the organism in Eukaryota, Fungi, Glomeromycota, Glomeromycetes, Diversisporales, Gigasporaceae.
AUGAAUCUUGUUCAUCGAUCACAACCCGGUACUGUUACUUUCAACACGGGGGGUAAAUAUAAAAUAUUUUUAUAUUUUAUACAAUUAUCUAAAGCUAAUUUAUUAAAUUUCAAUACAUUAGAUAUUGGUAAAUCUUAUACAACAACGUUUUAUUGA